This is a messenger RNA of Diceros bicornis minor, 4031 nucleotides long. It is a transcript of the gene VAMP2, whose product is annotated as vesicle associated membrane protein 2. Lineage: Eukaryota; Metazoa; Chordata; Mammalia; Perissodactyla; Rhinocerotidae. Gene Ontology annotation, biological process: vesicle fusion; SNARE complex assembly; vesicle-mediated transport. Bases 282 to 689 code for a protein of 135 amino acids. The record is from RefSeq and is a predicted model, not a curated record. Gene Ontology annotation, cellular component: plasma membrane; SNARE complex. The transcript is spliced from 3 exons. Gene Ontology annotation, molecular function: syntaxin-1 binding; SNAP receptor activity.
GGGGUGUCAAAGGCAGUGGGAAGGACCCUGAGGGCUGGCAAACCGGCGUGGGACCCAUCUUGGGUCGAGGGUGAUGGCAGUUCACGUUUAUUGGUUUUGGGACAAAGACAUACCAUGCCCCAUCCCUGUCAGCAUGCACUUAGAAAGGCCCUGGGGUUAGUCAGCCUUGCUAGCCUGGGGUGUUUCAGCCUGAGCAAGUGUGCUCUGGUGAUGGGCAGGCUGCUGGAGGCUUGAUAAGUAGAGGGUGCUGCUAUGACAUUUUGAGAUGUCUGGCUACCAGCAUGCCCCUGAUGUAUGCCCCUUGCAUGUCCCGAGGUGUGCUAGGCAUGUUCUGUGUGUGUCCUUGGCAUGUUAGCCUGGCAACAUCGGGGUGCAUGUUCCAUAUGUGGGCACACGGUCAAGAAGUGCCCUCGUUGAAGUGGGCCUUGGCACACCCUCUGCCUUGUGGGCCCCUCCCCCAGGUGGUGGACAUCAUGAGGGUGAACGUGGACAAGGUCCUGGAGCGGGACCAGAAGCUGUCAGAGCUGGACGAUCGUGCAGACGCACUUCAGGCGGGGGCCUCCCAGUUUGAAACAAGUGCAGCCAAGCUCAAGCGCAAAUACUGGUGGAAAAACCUCAAGAUGAUGAUCAUCUUGGGAGUGAUUUGCGCCAUCAUCCUCAUCAUCAUUAUCGUUUACUUCAGCUCUUAAACCCCUGAGGAGCCUGCCCUGCCCAGAGAAGGGCCUCUCCCCUCCAUCCCCAGCCGCUCCUCCACCUCUCAGCCAUAUCUUCCAACCCCCCCUCCCCUGGAUCCGUGUGUGUGUGUCCGUGUGUGUGCCCCCCCUGUAAAUAGCCAGCUGUUAUUUAUACAUAUAUAAUAUUAUAUAUAUUUGGUCUGUUUGUAGUUUUAUUACUAGAAGAUUUUUCCGGUUGUCCUUAACACCCCUUCCUGAAGUUCCCAUCACCUCCUUUCUCUUUCCCUCCUUCCCUUUCCCUCUCUUCCUAACCAGCCCCAAGUCCCUUCAUUUGCAUCUGCUAUGCAAUAGUCCCUCUUCCUCUCCUCCUUCCCUUGGAUUUAGCUGAUCCUUCCUUCCACCCUGGCCUUCCCCGUACCCCCAGUCCCCUACAAAAAAAAAGCAAAAAGCAACUGUCCAGGCCUCCUUAGGUGCAUCUUCUUUGCAUCAUUGGGAGGCUCUGAGGCUGGCCCCACUUGGUCCUAAGAAUCCCAAGGUCUUCUGGGAGCUUGCAGCAUGUUAAUUAGCAAUCAUUUGCAUACUGACAUCCCUUUUGGUUUCCUCCUUUUUUUUUCCAUCACUUUUCAUUCUUUCAACCCGUGUUUCUUUUUUACUGAGGAGUUAGUCCCCAUUUGUCCUUGUAUCACACUUUCAUUUGCAUGAUGUUACUUGCAGGUGGUGGGGAGCCUGGGCUUUUGGGGAGCCAGGCUGUUCUGGCCCCCAGAAUUGCCCCCUCCUAGCCCCCCUAGUCCAGUUUGCCUCCCCUACUCCCAUUUUCCAAACCUCUUGUCCCCUCCUCUCCCUCCCCCCAGCUGGUGUGUAAAAUGUCUUGGAGUUCAGUGUGUUAUGAUGGACCAUUAAUUCUGCCACUUGGAGUCUCUCCCCACAUUCCUGCUCCCCCAUUUUCAUGUGGGGUGCCCAACUGACAUUCCCAUGGGAUCUCCCUCCCUCCCAUCUGCCUGAUCUGCCUCCUCCCCCUUCCACCAGGAGAGUUGGGGGUUGGCCACAAUGUGAUUUCUUUUGGGAGAGGUGGCUACCAGUGUGUGGGCGGUCAUCACUGCCUUGGGGAGGAGUAGGGCAGGACAGAGAAUCCCCCCAAUUCCUGCCUGAAAUCUCCUCUGGCCCCACCCCUGCUGGGGCUUGGACUAAAAACCCUCCUCCCCAAUUUGGGGAGUGUUGCCCCCAUCACUGCCCAGCUCCUCUGACUGCCCCCUUGAAUUCAGGGUGGGGUACUAGUUACUGCCAAUGUGUACAUGGACUUGCUGGAAGAUGGGGAUUCUCACCCUUCUCUAGGGCGGUGAAACCCAAAGCUAGAGCUGUCCUCCUUAGGUGAAGUGAUAGAGGAAGGGUCUAAUAUCUUUUUAAAUGGCACAAUUUUAGGGGUCUGAGAGUGCAGUCCCUUAACCUGCCACUGGAGGGGACCCACCCCCAACUCUUCCCCCCACACUCAAAGUUUCUGGGUGGAGGGGGAGCAGGGAGAUCUAAGCUGUGGUAUGAAAGGGUAGGGAGAGAUGCUGGGGGUGGGGGUGCUGUGUUCUAGACCCCCCCAUAUUAUCCCAGUGUCCCCUGCCCCCCCACCCCAUGCCCCCAAUUCUGUGGCACAUCCAGAUUGUGAAAAUGUACAAUAAAUGUGUAAUGAGUAACCAGGUGGUGUCUGUUCUAAGAUCUUAACCAGUGGGAAGGGUAUUGGAUCUGCAGGUAUAACAGGAAGGUUGAGAAGACACAUUGGGAAGGGACUGAGCUUUGCCGGAGGGCCUGACCUUGGGUAGGGCAAAGUGUGAUUCCCAGAGUGGCCACGGUGGGGCACCAGGAGUUGAUAACAGGAAGUGUUCCUGAUCCCUGCGUCUCACCUGAACCCUGAGGUCUGGGCUUCCCAACUCCCCCGCCCCUUUUCUUGCUUGGGAGGCAUGCUUCUGCUGUUUGUUGAAUUCCUUUCUACAUUUUGAUUUAACUCCCAGAUGCUCAGCAGUCGCUCCCAUGGUCAUUUACUCCUGGGGCUGAAAUAGAUGGCUAACUUGUGCAAAACAUUGCUUCCCUUUGGUGCCUAGCACAGUGCCAGCAUCCAGAAGGCAUUAAUAAGUACUUAGUGAAUGAAUCAGUUCAAGAAGACCCAGCUGAGUGUGGUGUGGAGCUGGCCAUGGAUGGCCUGCUACCCCUGCACUCUGUGUUGUCCAACUGGUGACUCUAGACCGUCUGAACUCCCUUAGUCUCCAUGAUGCCCCUGAUGUGGCACCUUAGCAUUCCUGUCCCCAGGUGCUUCAGCAAUAUGUGGAGAGAGCCAGGUGAGCUGUGGAGGGCUGAUUUCUGGCUGCAACAUGAAGAUUCAGCAGUAUAAGAGACUUAGUGUUUCUCAAACUUGUGGGCUCUUAAGAACUACCAGGGAUGCUUUCUAAAAUAGAUUGUCUAAGGGACCCAGGUGAUUCUUAUAAUUAGGUACAUAGUUAUUAUAAUGUCUCACCGUUCAUUGAGGGCUUAUUAUAUUGCAGACAGUGCUCAGGGCUUUUUCACACUUCAAAUACUGAAUUGUUUCCAGGUUUAGGGUUCCCCUAGAUCCUAGGACCCAUCUUCUUUAUAGUGUCAGGGACCUGGGUUCAAAUCUUGACCCCAUUACUGACUAGUGUUAAUCCAGACAGAUCAUGUUACCUCUCUGGAGCUCAGUCUCAUUUGUGAGUGAGCCGGUAGUAAGUGAGCUGGCCUCUGGGUUUGUAAGAAGCGCCUGGCCUGGUCCACAGAAAUCAAUCAAGAGACAGCUAUCAUCGUCGUCAUCAUCACGAGGCACUGACAUAUGGAGACCGCUUCACCCUAAGGUUCGAACCUUCCAGCUUCGAGGAACCUCGGGGACCCAGGGCCGGAGUCCUAGCGUGGGGAGCGCUCUUGUCACGGCCGAGACUGCUCGCCCAAUCUCGGCACAAAGCGCCCCCACCAACGCCACCGCCGCUCAUGUCUGCGCCUGCGUGCAGGUUACACAUGCGCCUGCGCAGACUCUGCUGUCGGGUGACAAUGUCGUCAAGGAAAAUCCCCAGCUUCUAGGUAAACAAGUUGCCGCGUGAGACUGCCGGCACGUGUCCUCUACAGCUCCGGCACAUCUCAGCCUAUGAGAAAGUUUGGGGGCUGGACUGGAAUUUGCGUCACCGAUCUAGGCAGGUCGGGGAAUUUUGCCACAGCCAAUAGGAACUUCGGAAGUGGAUGGGAGCGUGGCUUUCUGUCAGACUUCCAAUCAACGCGCAGGGGCGGCCCCUCCCGCACGUGGAGCUGUCACUGCCGGUUGGCAAGCUGACCAAUGAGAAAAUGACGGCGGGCGGUGGUUGCCGAAGGUGC